Sciurus carolinensis (gray squirrel) is the source of this 2324-nucleotide messenger RNA. RefSeq names its product patatin like phospholipase domain containing 5 (gene Pnpla5). Gene Ontology annotation, biological process: triglyceride catabolic process; lipid homeostasis. Gene Ontology annotation, molecular function: triacylglycerol lipase activity. The transcript has 9 exons. NCBI's taxonomy places the organism in Eukaryota, Metazoa, Chordata, Mammalia, Rodentia, Sciuridae. Gene Ontology annotation, cellular component: cytoplasm; lipid droplet; membrane. The record is from RefSeq and is a predicted model, not a curated record. Bases 96 to 1415 code for a protein of 439 amino acids.
CUGGCCAGCGCCCAUCCCGGCCUGGUCCCCGCGCAUCCCGACCAGCAAGAGAUCCUUCGGAGCCAGACGCCGCAUCCAGGCCCCAUUCGCAACGGAUGCCUCCUCCUGGCGCGACUUCGGCCGCGUCCCGGGCCCCGCCAGCUAUGGACUUCUUGGAGGAGGGCAGCUGGAGCCUGUCCUUCGCGGGAGCCGGCUUCCUGGGUCUCUACCACGUGGGCGUGACCCACUGCCUGAGCCAGCGCGCCCCGCGCCUCCUCCAGGGCGCCCGCCGCUUCUACGGCUCCUCGUCCGGCGCGCUCAACGCCCUCAGCGUGGUCUGCGGCAAGUCGGUCGACUUCUGCUGCUCACACCUCCUGGAGAUGGUGAAGCAAGUGGAGGGGCUGAGCCUGGGCAUCUUCCACCCCGCCUAUGCGCCCAUCGAGCACAUUAAGCAACAGCUGCAGGACACACUGCCAGAGAACUGUCACAUCCUGGCCUCCCAGCGGCUGGGCAUCUCGCUGACCCACUGGCCCGAUGGCCGCAACUCCAUAGUCACUGACUUCGCCACUAGAGAUGAGCUCAUUCAGGCCUUGGUCUGCACCCUGUACUUCCCCGUCUACUGCGGGACGAUCCCCCCUGAGUUCAGAGGGCAGCGCUACAUUGAUGGGGCUCUGAGCAACAACCUGCCCUUCGCGGACUCCCCGUCCACCAUCACUGUGUCCCCCUUCCAUGGGACAGUGGACAUCUGUCCCCGGAGCACCUCGGCCAGCCUGCACGAGCUGAACGCUUUCAAUGCCAGCUUCCAAAUCUCCACCAAGAACUUCUUCCUGGGGUUCAUAUCGCUCAUACCCCCCAAACCUGAGGUGGUGGCUGACAACUGCCGACAAGGCUACCUGGAUGCCCUGAGGUUCCUGGAGACACGUGGACUCACUAAGGAGCCUGUGCUGUGGACGUUGGUGUCUAAGGAUCCCCCAGCCCCAGCUGCUAGGACCCCGGAUGCCACACCGUCUUUCAACUGCGAUGUGCCCAAUCUGCUGGUCAAGGAUGUGCCCAGCUUGGAGCAGCUCUCGCCAGAGCUGGAGGCUGCACUGAGGAAAGCUGUCACGAGGGACCCCAGCUCCUGGGCCCGCUUCCGCCGGUCAGGGCCAGGCCAGGUGCUGACGUACCUGCUCCUGCCCUGCACGCUGCCCUUGGAGUACGUCUACUUCCGCAGCAGAAGGCUGGUGAUGUGGCUUCCUGACGCGCCCACAGACUUGUGGUGGAUGUGGGGGCUGUUGAAGAGUGUGGCUCUGGAGGUCCACUCUACCUCCAAGGCCUGGCUGCACAGGCUGGCCAGCCUGCCAGUCACCAACGUGGAGGACGCAGCCCCCUCGAGCCCAGGGAAGCUCCCUCUAUUGCCGGGUCCACAGAGCUGGGGUCCUCCCUCAGGCCUGUAGGGCGCUGGGCCUCCCCAGAUGGUGUCCUGGCCUCAUCCGCCCCUGGCCCGGGGAGGACGCUGGGGCUGUUGGUCCGGUGGUGACAGCCUCCUGUGUUUGCAUAUUUUCGUGUUGGUGCAUCAUCGUCGUACACAGCGGCGGGAUGUGUCACAACGCGCGCAGGCCGCAGGGAUCGGGCCAGCGCGGCCCUGGCGCUCCCCUCUCCCCCUACUUCCCGCCCCGACACUCCGUUUUCAGGAGAUGCGCCGCCCCCACCUCGCUUUUCCCUCCGUGGGGAGAGGAAGCGCGCGGUCCUCGGGUCUGGUCUCAGGCCGCGUGGGCAGUGAACUCCCUGGCGCGGGAAGGGCCCCUGCCACUCGGCAGCCCUGCUCCUCGGAGCCUGGUCCCCGGUACUUCCUUUUCCGAAGAGGCUGUGCCUGUUGGUCACACUGUCCUCCUUGCCUCCCGCUUCAUCGGGGGAGAGAGGAUGGCAGGGGCCGGCACAAGGCCCAGCUCCGGAGUCCCGGGAGCUCGCGCGGAGCAGAGCGGGUGGUGCCCUGCCAACGCCACCCCAGGGAGCACACUGACAUGGCCCGGGGCUCCGUCCGCCCUUUUCUGACCUGAGGUGGCCCGGGUGCCCCUGUGUGCACGUGUGUGGGCGGGACCCCUGGGGCUCCCUCGCCCAGGAAGCCUUGAUCUCUGGGGGCCCCUGGUGCACCCCGUGGGAGGCCCCGUGGGAGACGGAAGGAGGGAGGGCCAGGGCCAAAGUCUCAGGACCCCAGUGCAGGCGCUUCUGCUGGGGCCCCCAGGCUCUGCCACCACCGCGGCCGAUCCUACAGCAGGUUCCUGACAGAGCAGGGCCUCCAUCACUCCCAGUCAUGUCGGGCAGAGAGGACGUGGGCCUCCGCCCCCGGCCUCCUCUGCCCUUCC